Messenger RNA from Porites evermanni, 8102 nucleotides. The record is from the annotation of a GenBank genome assembly. NCBI's taxonomy places the organism in Eukaryota, Metazoa, Cnidaria, Anthozoa, Scleractinia, Poritidae.
AUGGCUUCCUGCCGUCAGCAUCUUCUUUUCAGGAGAAUUUUGUCCUGUGUUACCUCCCGGGCGAGGAAAAAAAUUCCAUCGCAACGCUGGUUCUCGCUUUUUACUAGCAAUCCAAAGAGUUCGAAAAAUCACGGCUCAUUUGAGCCAAAAAUCUAUGAUGUGGUCAUCGUUGGAGGGGGAAUUAUGGGUUCAUCUUCUGCUUAUUUUCUGGCGAACAGAAUGGCUCCUGAAAUGGGUAGAAUUUGUGUGAUCGAACAAGAUCCAACGGUGAGAGCAAAGUUUCUAAUUGAUAUUCUGUUUAUUAAGCUUUCAAGUAACCUGCGAUCAGGCGAUUAAAAAAAAAAAAAUCGCCUGAUCGCAGGUUAGCUUUCAAGAUGCACUUAUCCCGGCUGGGCCGAGCCUUGACCUUGGGGACUUGUUGACAUUUGCUGCAAAUUUUGACUCCGGGACGGUGAGAUUGAAUCGCUUUUACACUUUUGCAGUAGGAUCUCCGGGGAAAGAGCCGCGGGAUUUGGAAUGCAAAAAAAUCAGUAUGGAAAAAUUUACAAUGAAUCCCACAGGUAGCCCCAAGCUCGAAAUAUGAGCAUCGGCCAGCAUCGGCAUUGUUGCGUAACAUUCAAAAUAUAAGGAUUUGUAUGGGAAAAAAAAACCUAUCUCAAUCGAGAGAAAACCGUUUACAUAAAAACCCAUAAAGGUCGGUACACACUAGGCGACAAGUUGCAGCAACAUGUCGCGGCGACACGUUGCAGCGACAAAUCGCUUCGUGUGUACUGGAGUAGUUUUGUGAAAAUCUUUGUCGCUGCAACAGAAUUUGUCGCCGCAACAAGUCGCACAGAUUCAGUCUGAUUUGAUUUUUUGCGACUUGUUGCAGCGACAAAAUUCUGUUGCGGAGACAAAGAUUUUCACAAAAAUUCUCCAGUACACACGAAGCGAUUUGUCGCUGCGACGUGUCGCCUUACCUUGUUGCUGCAACUAGUCGCCCGACCUGUACACAUGGAGUGAUCUGUCGCCGCGACGUGUUGCAGCAACUUGUCGCCUAGUGUGUAUCGACCUUAAAAACGGCCGUAAAUCGGCCCGUGGACCACACAAGAGAGACGUAACACACAUUUUAAGUAAGGUCAGCUGUUUUUUAAUUGAAAUCCUUUCAUUUUCGUAGGUUACAUAAACGAUAGGUUUUUUUCCCAUACAAAUCCUUAUAUUUUGAAUGUUACGCAACAAUGCCGAUGCUCGCUGAUGCUCGCCGAUGCUCAUAUUUCGAGCUUUGGCUACCUGUGUGAAUCCUAAAGGACAAUGUUGCCCUUUCCAAUAUCAUGACUUACACAGUAACAUGUCAGAACGUCAUCACUUUAUUUGCCUAUUUUUUAUCAACCCUUAAUAUUACAACUCUGCUCCUCGUGACUUGAGGCUUCAUCUAAAAACCAACUCUUGCUCUACUAGGGGAGGGGUGAUGGAAGCUUUAUGUGGAGAAAUGUUUUUCACGGGUAAGGGGAUUUGAAAACGUUGUGCAAAUUCCCGGGGGGGGGGGCGCAGGUCCCAGUGAAAUCCCCUAAACAGGCAUGCAUUCCUCUCUGGCCAGUCCUUGGCCAGGCCAAGAGGAUCCACAAAUCAAGCACUGAGAUGUGCUAGAAAAAGACGACACUGGUUGGAAAAUUUUAGCGGGUGGGGAUGGGUAGCGUAUUCUUGAUUCAAAGUGACAGGGUUGUUUGAUGAAAUAUUUUUUUUGAUAUGGGUGUGUUUGUGUGUGUGUCACUGUAAGAAAUUAGUGACCACACAAAGACUAACUGCUGCAAAAGCUUGGGGCAAAAAACAAAACUUUAUUGAAAAAAAAGAGGGAGAAGGAAAAAAAAUGCCCUUGGGAGGGCAGGGUGGGUAAAACAAUCCGAGCAAGACCGCAAAUGACCUUUGAAAUGACAAUCGUGCGAUCUUAAUUAUGCCCCAGAAGAAACCUGACAUUGGCAAAAGACAGGGAGGGUGUGUACCUAAUAAAGUGCUUUGACAAAUGCUAAAACCACCAUUAUUUUAGCAAAAAUUUUUUGGCAGGGGGGAAUAAAUUUAAGUUUGGAUUGUCUUGGGUUGAAACCUUGAUGGCAUUAGUCAACACAGAAAAAAAAUUAAUAAUAUAUACAUCCAUUGAAAGUGUAAUACUCCUCAAUGAAUGGAUUAUUUCUUAUUGUUACUAAUGGCAGCUUCCACAUUAAUUUUUUACACAGUAUACAAGGGCAUCAACCGUGUUGUCUUUGGCGGGAAUAAGGAGUCAGUUUUCAAUGGCUGAAAAUAUUCAGAUGUGUCAAUUUAGCUUCCAGUUUAUGUCUGAUGUUGGGCAAAUUUUAGCAGUGGAUGGUUGUGAUCCCCCUGACAUCCAACUUCGACGGCGUGGGUAUCUGUUCCUUGCCAGCAGUGAUGGAGAAGAUGUAAUGCAAAAAAAUUAUGCUCUUCAGAGGUAUAUUGGAAAUGCUAUUGGAAAGGUGUAACAGCUAUGCGAGGGUGGGAAUUAAGAGGAGGGGGGGUGGUCUGGUGCAGGUUAGGGUGGGUGUUUAUCAAUAUGCAUCGAUGCAUCACUAAUUUUCAAGUGCCCCCGAUCAAAACUAUGUAUUUAGGCUUGUUACAGGCACAUAAAUACUGCAAAUUAGGUAGGCUGAUCAAAAUUAGUGUCUGUAGCAGUAAUUGAUCAGCAUUUAUAAUUCAGUUAAAAUAUUUUUCUGUUCCUGACUGGCUAAAAUCCCACGGCUAAUUCUUCCUAACAGCUACCAUUCAUCAAAGUUUGGAAGAUGUCUGUGAUAUUGGUACCAAUGUUGACAGUUGUAAGCCCAGAAUCCCGGGGAGGGGGAGAGGGACUCCACAUAUGAAAGGGGUGGGGAUGCUCGUCGGAAAUUUUGAAUUAAAGCCCUAAAGGAGACCGAUCAGGGCGUGGCUCAAGCUUUUGUUGACCCCUAACAGGGCUUCUGAUAUUUCGCGGGAAAAAAAAGCAAAAUUUCGCGGGAUUUUCAGGGGCAAAUUCGCGGAAAAAUCGGCCGAUUUCGCGGGAUUUUCGCGGGAAGAAAGUCAAAAUUCGCGGAAAAAUCGGCCGAUUUCUGGUAUUUUUGCAGGAAAAAGUCAAAAUUCGCAGAAAAAUCGGCUGAUUUCGCGGGAUUUUCGCGGAAUAAAGUCAAAUUUCGGAUGAUUUUCAGAGGCAAAUUUGCAGAAAAAUCGGCCGAUUUCACGGGAAAUUUCGGGGGGAAACCUCGCCAUGAAAAAAUCAGUAAAAAACAGCCGAUUUCGUUGGAUUUUUUGGGGGGGAAAUUUCGCUAAAAUCGAUCAAUUUUGCGUCGAUAUGACCAGCGUUGUUUAACAUUUUUUUAACCGGGAUAAUCAUUUGCUCUUUCAACAACAGUUCGCUCGAGAAAUGAGCGAAUGCUACAGCUAUUAAACAUUAUGGUUAGCGCCCAGUUUUUCGCAACGUUAAUCUAAAAACGCCUGGUAGUUUUGGGACGUUGUUUACUCGUUGCAGUGACGAAGUUUCAAGAUAAAUUUGGACGUUUGGGGUGAAUAAAACAGGUCUUAUAGCUAAGAUAAGUAUUAAACAUGUUUUGCCGACAUGUAUUUGGAAAUAUUUCCGGCAGAUUUCGCGGUAUUUCGCGUUUUUUGGGGAAUUUCGCGGGAUUUCGCGGAAAUACCUGAAUUUCGCGGGUCCGCGACCGCGCGAAAUAUCAGAAGCCCUGUCUAAAAGAGACCAUGUUAAAACACAGACAAUAUAUAUUUUUUUAAAUUUUUUCACGGGGAACCCUAAACGAGACCUUCACGGCUAAAUUUGAUGGCGUUUUGCCCAGAACACCCUAAGUGAGACCAAAAUCCGAAAUUUACACCCCUAUUCGAGACGACGAGCAUCCCCACUCCUUUCAUAUGCAGAGUAUUCCUCCCCCCCCGGGCCUAGAAUAUCCACAGAAAAAUGGAUGGCAACCGACAAGUCCGGGGGACGAGGUUACGCUAAGCUGUUUUUGUAAAGAGAGGGAAAUGGUAGAACAUUUUACAUGAUUUGUGAAGAAAUAUCAACGUUACGUCAGGCAAAAGGACUUCGCAUGAAAAGAAUAAAAUUUUGAGCGGCAGUAAUUUGAAAACUGCAUUGUGUGAUAGGCUGGUGUUACUUCACCAAGGCACGUGGCUGUCACGCAAAAAAUUCUGUGUCAUGCUCUCCACUUUUACUGUUUUUCUUCGAAAAGUUUAGUGCAUAGAAGUUGGAUAAAAAUACUCAGCGAUUCUACGCACCAAUACAUCUAAUACGAUGCAUACAAUGUUCUUCAUUUGCUAAUGACAAUUAUUGACGUUUGUGUUUGAUUUUAGUAAGCUAGGUUGUCAAGUUACUCUUCUUACCGUAAAAGAUCUCAAAGAAAGGUUCCCUUGGCUUAACACAGAAGGAUUAUCACUGGCUUCGCUAGGUCAGUUUUGUUGAAAAAUAGAACGCUAAUAAUUUUUAUCAAUACCAAUUUAAUAGUUUGAUGCGUGGUCACGGUGAUCUUCAGUUGGUAUUCGCGUUCAAUCCUUUGCUUUAUCAUCGUGCAAGCUUUUGCAAAUAGAGGAUAUUAAAUGGCCGCGCUGGGAUACGAAUUUUAUCUUCGAGUGCUUGCUGAAAGUAUCUCUUACGAGUGAACGAAGCGAACGAGUGAGAGAUACUUUCAACACGAGAAGAUAAAAUUUGUAUCCCCUAGCGGCCAUGUAAUGUUCUGUUUAUUAUAUAGAUACUGAUGAAAUUCCUACAUAAAACACAACUUAAAGCUCAUCUGCGGAUGCAUCUGCGGAGAAGAGAGUGUCGACACGAAAAGCUAUCCGCUGUGUGAACUAAGCCUUAAUCAAUAAACCCAAUGAGAAAAUAAAAAUGUUUAGCCUGUUCCACAGGGUUCAGAGGAGUUCAGUUUGUCGUGAAAACUUCGAAAACUGUAUUAAAAACGGGAAGCUCUCUUGUAACUGGCUAAUCAUGUUAGUAACCAUGGCGACACCAAUAUGCUCACACGUGAAAGAUAAAAAUAGUGUCUUCACUGCGCGCGAUGAAGAUAUGAUUUUUUAGUAAAAAGGAAAAAUCCUGGUAUUUCAUCAGUAUCUAUAAAAUAAAUACCGAUAUUGGCCGACUCUGACCCUUGUAAAUACUUCAACUACAAAUUUCAGGCACCGGAAACGAAGGGUACUUUGAUCCGUGGUCAUUACUUAACGCCUUUAAGAGAAAAGCUAUCUCUCUUGGAGUGGAUUACGUCAAUGGUGAGGCAGUGGACUUUGACACAGAUCAGAAUGGACAAAUCAGCAGUGUUAAGGUUGGAAUAAUUUAUGAACAUUUCAGACUCAAAUAUUUCCAGUGCUUGUAUGUUCAAGGAAACAUGCGCGCGCCUGCUUCGUACCCAGACGCCUCUCGCGCGCUCAAAGGAAGGCGGGAAGGAUGCUUUCCAUGGUCCCUUGCGGCUCAUCACCAGUCGCUCGCCUCCUUGCGAAAAACGAAGCGCGUGAGGAGGAGGCUGUACGCGCACUACAUGAUUAGCCUUAACCUUAGAGGCGAGUAUUUUUAUUUUUUUUUUUUGUAAGCUAGAAACCGUCUCUUUUACAACGCAAAGCACUCAAUUUGCAUAAAAAAGGGUUAGAGGACUUCUCGGUCAUGCCGGAUUUUCCAGCAAAGAAACGCUCUUGCUAGCUGCAGUAGCAUAGGUCUAGAAUCAACUUGAAGAUUUUUAAUAUUACACUCAGCCACGCCUCGUGCAGUGUUUGAAUUUCUCAUCCAUCUACAGCCAGCGCAUGCUUUAUUUCCUGGUAAAGCAGUCACACUAGCCUCUAACCCUGGAAAUUGCAGUAUGAAAGUUUGCGGCACAAACUAUAACCUGAAGAAGGAAAAUGGACCAUAUCGUGGAGUUGAAGAAGAAACACAAAUGUGUGUUCGCUCUACUGUGCUGCGUUAUUCUGUUAUGAUCAGCAGUUACUGAAUGAGGCUGAGAAUGAUAUCAAGAAUUAUGCAGAUAGUGGAGGGUGAUAUGGUACCCGCCUAGGUGGAUAACAGCCUUAUCACUACAUUCAAGUCUUUGUAAUCCAGUUUAAUUUUUGUAUCGCUGCUAUCCUUGUCAACCAGGGGUGGAAGGGGGUAUUAGAUGGAGUUUUCACUUUCAGGUACUAGGCGCUAAUUCAAUGUGGUGCAAAUUCGAGCGUUUACGGUAAUUAUAUUGCUUCUUGAUUUAAAUCUUCAGGUGGUUUCCAGUUCAUCUCCGAAAAAUGUGAACGUCAUACAUUGUGGACAACUGGUAAACGCUGCAGGUCCAAACGCAGGUUAUCUCGCAGAGAAGCUUGGCAUAGACCUACCAGUACGACCAAGAAAACGUUACGUGUUUGUUUUGGAUUGCCCUGGAGCUCCGGCGAAUGAAUCGUUUCCUUUAGGUUUUUUAGUUGAUCCGUCUGGGCUAUAUAUCCGACAUGAUGGGGCAAGAUUUUUGAGUGGACUGUCUCCAAAAAGUGUGAGGAAUUUUGAUGUGGUAUUUCACAGCUGUUGCGAUUGAUAUUUGAAUGAAAAGGUCGUAAAAUAAAAACAAUUUAUCCAAGUUCAUAUUUCUCUCGUCCCUUACACAGAUGGAAGAUUAUGAUUCAUCAGACUUUGAAGUUGACUACGAUUAUUUCAACGACAGGAUGUGGGAAACCAUAGCCCACAGGAUACCUGCAUUUGAAUGCCUGAAGGUAAAUGCCUAAAGUUGCACAGGAAACUGGGGAAAAAAUCGUCCCUGAAUAAAUUAGGAGCAAGGGUGGCACAGUUAGUUCCGGUUAGCGCGCGACCUUCGGUGCGCGAGGUCCCGAGUUCGAUCCCCGGUGACGACGUUACAUCCUUGUUUUCAAGUGUAGCUUUGACUAGCUUUAAAUACCCUUAAAACGGAGCAUUGAUGGAGAGAGGGGGCGUAAAAUGCCGUAUUGCCUCGAAGGGCGAUUUUUUUUCGCACAAAAAGGGGGCGAUUAUUCGAGGGAGGCGAUUAUUUCAAAUAUUGCUCACUGGAAAUUGCGCUAAAUAUUUUGUUUUAUUAUCCCAUUAAAAAAAGAAAAACAAACACAUAUACAUUAUUAGGCUUUUUAAGAGUUCCAAAUUUUGUUCUUUAAUAAAUUUUCAAUGUCAAUAUCCUCGGCGACGGAACUUGAAUUGUCACUGAUCAGUUUUGCUGGAUCAGACUCUACUUCAACUUGGCAGGGAGGGGAUAAGAGGAAGAGAAGAAGGCAAGAGGGGUGGGGGGAGGGGCGAUUUUUCAAGGGUUGCGAUUAUUUUAAAUAUUGCCGUCUAAAGGGGGCGAUUAAUCGAAGGACAGCUAUUAUUCGAGGAAAUAGACUCUCGCUCGGCCUUUAGAUUGAACUACGAGUAUCUGAAGGAGUACGAGAUUGAGUAAGGUUACCAUGGUUAUGAGUUUUCAAACCAAGUUGACCUGCUUUAGAUAAUCAUUUGUCACACCACAGGGCGUGAUAAUUCCCAUACAAAUCCUUAUAAUUGGCUUCCAGUAGGCUGUUGUGAGUCUAGGACCCUGUGUUCACACCUCUUACAUUUCUUUUUCCGCUGGUCGCCAAAAGGAGGAAGUGACAGUUCAAGGGACGUGACUGGCUUAAAAAUGGUCUCAAGUUAUACUCGUACUCAAUCUCGCAGUCGUUGUAAACAAAAAAGGAAGUGUACUUAGCUGCUCUUUCGCUCGAUCCAAAACUCCGGUUUUUUGUAUAAAGAAUUUGUUUUUCAUUGCCCGACAAUGAAAUGAAAUGUCCCAAGGCUGCUUGGCGUCGCCGUGUAGCGUCCUGUUUGGGUAAGAUAAGGGUCAUUUAUCUCAAGGCGAUGUGGCUUUUCAACUGAAGUACAUGUACUCUAUUUACUUUUGCAUUAGGUUCAGAGUGCAUGGGCGGGACACUACGACUACAACACCCUUGAUCAAAAUGCCAUUAUAGGACGCCACCCUGAAGUAAGAAAUCUUAUUUUUGUUAACGGCUUUAGUGGCCAUGGUAUUCAGCAAUCUCCGGCCGCGGGGCGUGCUGUCAGUGAACUCAUAUUGGACGGCGGUUUUCAGACAAUCGAUCUCUCACUGCUGGGAUUUGAGCGUGUCUUGAGGAACGAACCAAUGAGAGAGAAGAAUAUCGUUUAG